AUGACUCUGGAAGAAAUCCACAGCCAGGAGACGGUUACCGAAAGCACCAAUAGCGAUCCAGAUAAUGUGACUUUUUGUAUCCUGGCUGCAGAUGAGGAAGAUGAAGGUGACAUUGCUCUGCAAAUUCACUUCACUCUCAUCCAGGCUUUCUGUUGUGAAAACGAUAUCGACAUUGUUCGAGUCAACAAGAUCCAGAAGCUGGCAGAGAUUAUAGGUGCUAAUAAGGAUUCUGGGGAGCCCCAAGACCUACACUGCAUCUUAAUAACAAAUCCCAAUGAGAAUUCCUGGAAAGAUCCAGCUUUGGAAAAACUAAGCUUGUUCUGUGAAGAGAGCCGAAAUGUAAAUGACUGGGUACCCACUAUCACACUGCCUGAAUGA
Gracilinanus agilis (Agile Gracile Mouse Opossum) is the source of this 378-nucleotide messenger RNA. RefSeq names its product growth arrest and DNA damage inducible gamma (gene GADD45G). NCBI's taxonomy places the organism in Eukaryota, Metazoa, Chordata, Mammalia, Didelphimorphia, Didelphidae. Gene Ontology annotation, cellular component: cytoplasm; nucleus. Gene Ontology annotation, biological process: regulation of cell cycle. The transcript is spliced from 3 exons. The record is from RefSeq and is a predicted model, not a curated record. The coding region runs from base 1 to 378 and encodes 125 amino acids.